Ochotona curzoniae (black-lipped pika) is the source of this 1816-nucleotide messenger RNA. It is a transcript of the gene NIT1, whose product is annotated as nitrilase 1. The transcript has 6 exons. The record is from RefSeq and is a predicted model, not a curated record. Gene Ontology annotation, molecular function: hydrolase activity, acting on carbon-nitrogen (but not peptide) bonds, in linear amides. NCBI's taxonomy places the organism in Eukaryota, Metazoa, Chordata, Mammalia, Lagomorpha, Ochotonidae. The coding region runs from base 326 to 1558 and encodes 410 amino acids.
CGCCGCUCGGGAUCGGACCUGCGGAUGGUUUUGGCUGUAUCUUCAUGUAGGACCUACUCCCUAAGACACUCCUGACGCGGUGAAUUCCACCUGCGGUGCUUUGACUCAUGCAACAGAGAUGCUGCCCCUGGGGGAGGCGGGAAGGACGGGCCAAGGAGGGGUGGGGACGCGGGUUCCCGUGCCCCCUGCCCACCUCGGAGUAGUGGGGUACGAGGGAAGGGCUGUGUCUCCUGUGUAAGGAAGGAAAUGUUCUUUGAAUUAGUAAAGCUGUGCAAGUGCACAUUCAAGAAAAGAGGCUUAGAAAAAACGAGGACGUUUCCCCUAGAUGACUUUUGAACUGCGGAAUCGCUUGGCCUUUGGCGUUUCAGCUUCCUGUGAGGUCCCGGGAGGCACGGAGCAGAGUCCAUUGCACUACAGCUCUUGUCUUGGAUCGGGUGGGAUAACUGGCAAGGCCCUGGUUGAGCUUCAGUGUGAAGACAGAAUCCUAGAAGUGAUUUCUUUGAGGGCAGGGUUGCGUGCCCCGCUGAUUUCUUCUCUUUCUAGGCUGGGCUUCAUCACCAGGCCUCCUCACCAGCUCCUAUCCCUUCUGUGUCUCGGACUCCGGAAACCUCGACCCCCAGUACUCUGUGGCCUGCCCAGGAAAUCUGACCAUCCUGCCUGUGGCAUUCACAGGCCCAGAGCCAUGGCUAACUCCUCCUCCUCCUGGGAACUACCCCUGGUGGCUGUGUGCCAGGUAACAUCGACACCAGACAAGCAACAGAACUUUAAAACGUGUGCUGAGCUGGUUCGAGAGGCUGCCAGAUUGGGCGCUUGCCUUGCUUUCCUGCCCGAGGCAUUUGACUUCAUUGCACGGGACCCUGCAGAGACGCUCCGCCUAUCAGAGCCACUGGGUGGGAAUCUCUUGGGAGAAUAUGCCCAGCUUGCCAGGGAAUGUGGACUCUGGCUGUCGUUGGGUGGUUUCCACGAGCGUGGCCAGGAUUGGGAGCAGACUCAGAAAAUCUACAAUUGUCAUGUGCUUCUCAACAGCAAGGGCUCAGUAGUGGCCACUUACAGGAAGACUCAUCUGUGUGAUGUAGAGAUACCAGGGCAGGGACCCAUGCGUGAGAGCAACUCUACCUUGCCUGGGUCCAGUCUUGAGUCGCCUGUCAGCACGCCAGCAGGCAAGAUUGGUCUAGCUAUCUGCUAUGACAUGAGGUUUCCUGAACUCUCUCUGGCAUUGGCGCAAGCUGGAGCAGAAAUACUUACCUACCCCUCAGCGUUUGGAUCGGUUACAGGUCCAGCCCACUGGGAGGUGUUGCUGCGGGCCCGUGCCAUUGAAACCCAGUGUUACGUAGUGGCGGCAGCACAGUGUGGACGUCACCAUGAAAAAAGAGCAAGUUAUGGCCACAGCAUGGUGGUAGACCCCUGGGGAACUGUGGUGGCCCGCUGCUCUGAGGGGCCAGGCCUCUGCCUUGCCAGAAUCGACCUCAACUACCUGCGACAGUUGCGCCAACAUCUACCGGUGUUCCAGCACCGCAGGCCUGAUCUCUAUGGCAAUCUGGGUCACCCAGUGUCUUAAGACUUUUGACAUCUGAGAUGAGACCCCUUCCCCAUUGUGAGCUGGUACAGCUGUGGCUUGUUGGCAGGACCCAGGCGCAGCUCCCCUCACUCGUAGAACCUCAACUCUAUAGAACACAAGCUCAGCUUCUUGGGAAGGAAACUCUCGCCUGAGCUCAGAUUCCAAGAAAGAUGAAAUUUUAUAUAGUCACUGUUUAUUUCAUGAAAACAAAUUAUGCUGAGGGCUGAGCAGCACUGGCAUUUGAAAAAAAUAUAUAAU